AACCUAACUUAUAACCUUAUUUUUGGGUUGGAUAAGUUGGAUUAGAAUUAAAUGUUUUGAAAAAGAUCACAUUGUUGUUUUAAAAUGUUUAUUGCAAGAAAUUUGGCUAGGAGAAUACAAAACUACAAUAAUCGUUUACCAGUUUUGCAAGGAAUCAGAUUCCUAUCGAACGAAGAACCCACUAAAGCUGAUGGAGGUGGUUAUGCAAAGGCAUACGAAAAAUUUGAAAACAUCAAAGAUGAGAAGGAUAAAAAUACACCACAAAAUUUUACAUCAUUAUUGAGGAAUUCUAGAUUAAUUGAUUUAGGAGAUCCUGAGAAUAAAAUCGUAGUAGGAAAAAUAUUUCAUAUCAUAGAUGAUGAUUUAUAUAUAGAUUUUGGUUGGAAAUUUCAUUGCGUUUGUCCUAGGCCAAAAAAGAAUGCAGAGAACUACAUUAGAGGAGCGAAAGUGAGAUUAAUGAUAAAGGAAUUAGAAUUGUCAUCAAAGUUUUUAGGCUUUGAAAAGGACUUAACCCUACUAGAAGCUGAUUGUGUAUUACUUGGCCUGUCUCAGGAUAGGAGUCAAAAUUCAAACGCACAGUAAAUAGUUUUUUAAUAAUUUAUUUUAUAAUAAAAUACUUUUUUUUUUAAUUAGACACAAUGUGUUAACAGGCAAGAUUGUUAUUUAAAUAUUUAUGAAUAAAACGAAUAAAAUACAUUUUGAGAGUUUUAAAGCUUCUUAUACCAAAUCAACAAUUUAUGUACACUGAGAAAAAUUACAAAUUUUACAAUAAGGUAAUGUUUGAGUUAAAUUUAAACUAUUUACUUAGAUUUUACGAUUCGAGUUAAUUUAAUAUCAUGGUUUUGAUACCGCGGUAAGUUUUAGAAUUUUGUAUUAUUUGUUUCAGUGUUAUUUAUCAGUAUCCUUUAAAUGAAAUAAAACUAUUGAGGUAUUUUUAACAAAACAAUUCAUAGCACCAUAAAAAUGACAAAAAGAGGCUUUUCUACCUAAUUUAAACUGCCAUAUUUAAAUUUGGCAAAUUUUAAGGUCAUCUCAAAAUAAUCCAUUAGGCUUAAGUCUGGCAAUAUUGAAAGCUAGCAAGAAAACAUUUAAAUGUGACUGAAAAAGUUCACUGAUUAUUUUUUAUAAGACCUACAAAAUCUUCCGAUUUAACCCCAUUGGAUUAUUUUCUUUCAUAUUGCUAAUAAGUACAACUAUAUACAGCCUCUUAAAUAUACGGUUUAUUGAAAAGCAUUAGUUUUAAUUGUUAUUUUCCGUAAUAAAUUAUACAAGGUGAUUAGAAAUGAGUCGCCUUGUAUGUUUUUGUUUCUAAAUAAGGCACUUUAAGAAUUCUUAGUACAUUUUAAAUAAGAACAAGGUAUGUAUAAUGUUUACAAAAUUGUACAAGGUAGACCGCAGCACAACGGCAGACACACUGGAACCACCGUGGCUCCACUGCUACUCUUUGAUUUGCUUUUACUCUCUGCUUCGUACUGGUACUUUCCUGACGCUUUGGCAUAUCCUCCCUAAAAAAAUAAUAAUUUUUAACAUCCAAUUUACUGCAAAACCUAACCAAAAUUGAGGACCUUGAUGCAAGGGGGCAGCUCCAUUUUUGUUAACUUUUGGGAAAAGAAAAAUAACGUUUUAUAAAAAUUGCCGAAUGUUUUAUCAAACAUAAAACAUUAUAAAAGGGUGAUAUACAUGUAAUUUAGAACUUCUUUGUUGGUGCCAUAUCUUUGUUUAAAGAAAAAAUGCAAAAAAAAACAAUUGGAG
Psylliodes chrysocephalus is the source of this 1752-nucleotide messenger RNA. The record is from the annotation of a GenBank genome assembly. Lineage: Eukaryota; Metazoa; Arthropoda; Insecta; Coleoptera; Chrysomelidae.